GGGCGGCUGGGAAAGGAGGCCGAGCCCAGCGGUGCGCGUCCCGGGAGCUGCGCCUCCGUGCGCCCCUGCGCGCUUUCGUGCGCCCCUGCUCCGGUGCGCCUUCGCCGGCUCCAAAGCGGGAUGAAUAACGCAACUAACGUUUCCGAGUCGUCUCUCGCCGAGACGGGAAGCGAAGUGACCGGCCUGGUGCCGACGACGACGAUGGGGCUGGGCUUCUUCCCUUCAGACCUCAGUUAUUUGGUCGUGGGUGACGGCUCCCGUCUCAGGGCAGAGCAAAACCAGUCCCACGAUGGUCAGGACCUCUUCUUGACCACUUCAGCAGCCAAGGCGAUCUCCGGUCUCUUUGUUUGGUCUGCUCUGCUGAUCACGUUCCACCAGAUCUUUCUUCACCUGAAAAAUUACACCAUUCCCAACGAGCAGCGGUACAUCAUUCGGAUCCUGUUCAUCGUCCCCAUCUAUGCCUUUGACUCCUGGCUCAGCCUCUUGCUGAUCGGCAGCCACCAGUAUUAUGUUUAUUUCGACUCUGUGCGCGAUUGCUACGAAGCGUUUGUGAUCUACAGUUUCCUGAGCCUCUGUUUCGAGUACCUCGGCGGAGAGAGCACUAUCAUGGCGGAGAUCCGGGGGAAACCCAUCGUGUCUAGCUGUUUCUAUGGGACGUGCUGCCUGCAAGGGAUGUCGUAUUCAAUUGGGUUCCUUCGGUUUUGCAAGCAGGCAACGCUGCAGUUCUGCAUCGUGAAGCCCCUGAUGGCCGUUCUCACGAUUGUCCUACAAGCCUUUGGCAAAUACAACGACGGCGACUUCAACAUCCGUAGCGGAUACCUUUAUAUCACUAUCAUCUACAACUUCUCAGUCAGCAUGGCGCUCUACGCCCUUUUCCUCUUCUACUUCGCCACCAAGGACCUUUUGCGUCCCUUUGAGCCCGUCCUGAAGUUCCUCACCAUAAAGGCAGUCAUCUUUCUCUCGUUCUGGCAAGGGAUGUUGCUGGCUAUCUUGGAGAAGUGUGGGGUGAUCCCAGAGGUCCAGAUUAUCGACGGGAAGCCGGUGGGGGCUGGGACAGUAGCCGCCGGCUACCAGAACUUUAUCAUCUGCAUCGAGAUGCUGUUUGCCGCCAUUGCCCUCCGCUAUGCGUUCACUUGCCAAGUGUACAGGGAGAAAAAGGAAAAUUCGACAACAAACCUGGCCCCAAUGCAAAGCAUCUCCAGCGGACUGAAGGAGACCAUGAGCCCCCAAGACAUCGUCCAAGACGCCAUCCACAACUUCUCCCCGGCGUACCAACAUUACACCCAGCAGUCCAUGAAAGACGCGGAGACCCAGGAACCCGCCGAGAACGGAAGCGCGGAACCCAAAGCCGAGUCUUCCGGCAAGAAGAGCAAAAACAUUGAGAAAAGGAUGCUGAUCUUUUCAGACGACGAAUCCUAAGAUCGGCUCCCGAGGGAGAGCAGGGUUGGGGUGAACUCCCCCCCCCCUUUCCCCUCCCUCCAGAACUGGACUUUCUCAAAUGAACUGGCAGGGGGAGAAAACCGGGGCGGGGUGGGGGUGGGGUUUCUUAUUUGCUCCAUCGGCUAACGCUCAGGUGAAACCGAGUACUUGAAAGCCCAGCUUUUCGAAAGUGUUAGUCUUUGAUUUUGGACUAUGUCUAGAGCUGUUCUCUCCUGCUAAUGGCGGGAGAGGAAGAAAUGAAUGUUGGGUUCCAGGUGUAUCAAGAUGUACCUCUGUCCUCCUUCUGUGAGUGAGGAGGACUCUGGGUCAGCAUCUCCGGCUGAAAACACAAAAACUACUUUCACAAUUGGGCAGAAAAAGAGCAGUCGAACGGGCCAGAUCUCAGCUUUUCCUAAAGAAGAAUAUCAGAGGGAACCUAGCAGCCCCAAUCUAACAAUUGUUUCUUAAGCUGUGUUGGUAGGAUCCGGACGUCGCUUCCGAUGGGACCGGGCCAGUUGCAAGAUGCGACCCACUGUGUUGGGACGGAAAUUGAGAGACCUCAAUGGGGUACCAGGGUCCUGUUCUUCUCCAGAUGGUGUCCUUUGGCCCCAGAGAGGACAGGCCUUUGGUCCCCAAAAGAUCGACUGGAGGCUAUCCGAUGAAGCAUCAAUGGUGCCAUUUUGUUCUGGACGCUGAAUUUUUUGUAUACGUGUCUUCGAAUGGUAGUGUGUUGAAACAGAGAAGUGUCCAGUUUCAGAAAACUUGGUGUCACAGAGCAGUUGGAAAGGGUACUUCUUGCUUAUGCCUGUACGUGGGGAAGGAAAGGGUGUUGAGGAACGCAGGCGGAAAAGCCGUGUUUCAUUGGGUAUAUUACUGCAGGGGUUAGUUUCGCACCUGGGUCCUUGCGGAUUCGAUACCUGGAGUGAGUCUGCAUCCUAUGCUUCGACGUAGGUGCUAUGAACGUAGCUGUGUUGUGUGUAGGUCCUGUUCUCCCCCCCCCCCCCCCCCAGUUAUGGGCACGUUUGGUACAGCUGUACGCCCCAUACCCCUUCAUAUUGCACUUAUGGGAAGAUGGCACACGUUCCCCACUAGUGAUGUUAUCUAAGUGGCGUCAGAAAGGCGUAAGCUUGUUAAAGUUGACGGGCAUACUGCGUCGUUCAACUCUGCUUUGGGUGGCUUUUAACUCUUGAAUGUUUAUGAGCCAAAAAUCUUCUUGGUCUCUGAAGUGCUCCUGGACUCGAACCCAGCUCUUUGUCUGCAGACUCUCUGCGGCUACUCUCUGAAACCAUAUAUUUA
Molecule: messenger RNA, 2715 nt
Organism: Sphaerodactylus townsendi
Lineage: Eukaryota; Metazoa; Chordata; Lepidosauria; Squamata; Sphaerodactylidae
Gene: TMEM184A
Product: transmembrane protein 184A
Exons: 9
Coding region: 121-1419 (432 amino acids)
Biological process (GO): transport
Cellular component (GO): early endosome membrane
Molecular function (GO): transporter activity
Source: RefSeq, a predicted model, not a curated record